AAGGCCAAAAAGAGCAGCCAAUUAGAAUUGCCUUUUUUUUUUUGGUUGGGUUUUAUCUUUCCUCAAAAAUUAAUAGAAAUCCUAUAGAAACAAAAACACGUUGUAGUACUUUUUGGGGUGUAGGGAAGGGAAGAAAGACUCAUCCUAGGAGUUCCAAACCUUUAACGGUCAAUUAUAAUUACUUCCAUUGGUGGCUGUAUUAAGACUAUUAUUAUUAUUAUUGCACCAAAAGUCUCCCUUCCGCUCCCAAAAUUCUAAUUAAUACUAAUAGUAAUAAAUGAAAAGAGAAAAAAGGGGAAGGGGUGGUCAAACAAGAGUGAAGAUGCGAAAUCCCAAGUGAAAGAGCAAAGUGCAAAUCUCUCUCUUUCUCCUCGAACUGUUUUCAAGGCUAAGCCGCUCAUAGUAUUGGUUUUUGAUUUGGUGUUGGGUCUUGAGGUUUUGGUAGAGGCUAGGGUUACCGUUAAGUUAAAAAGACAGGCCUUCUUCUUUCUUGGGGCGUUUGGGGAAUGCGAAGUAUUGGGAUGAAGCGUAGGCCUGAGGAAUCGUGGCGGUGCAGCUACUGCGGGGAUGAUGGGAGUGGGAAGGGGAAGGACAAGGCGGAGGAAGAGGGGAGUGGAAUGGUGUUGCUUCACAACGUGCAGCAUAGGGGUAGGUUGCGACUCCUCUGCACAAACUGCGUGCUCAUGAACCACCCGGGUCUCUUCUGCCCUAUCUGCCUACAACCCUUCGAUCCCUCCUCCUCCUCCGCCUCCACCUCCUCCGCCAUACCACCUCCUCCUCCUCCUGUUGGCCACCGCCUCAUGUGCCUCAAAUGCCCUGCCAUUGCCCAUCUCUCCUGUUCUUCUUCUUCUUCUUCCUCUUCCUUCCUUUGCCCUCCCUGCACCUCUCACAAAUCCCCUCCUUUCCGGUUCUUUAGUUCUAGUAAUGGUGAAGGGGAUGGAUUCUUGGACAGGCGCAAUGCUAAAGCCCUAGUGGCAGCCGCUACCAUUGCUGCCUUCUCCAUGAACAAAGCCGCCAUUGCUGCCAGAGCUGAUGCCGAUAGGCUUCUCAAGGACGCCCUCGCUGCCAAGAAGAGAGCCAAACAAGCCCUGGACAUACUUGCUCAUCUUGUUGCCAUAGACAACCACAACAAUGACAAUGACGAGGAUAAGGACGCCAACGACACUUAACCAGCCAGUAUUAUCUUAGUACGUAUAUAUAUAUAUAUAUAUAUAUAUAUACAUAUAUAAACAGAUAUAUGCUUCCUGAAACUUAUUGAGACAAACUAAUCCAGCCAAUGUGCUUUCUGAAACAGUUUUAGUUUUAUCAUCCCUGAGUGGUUUUGGAUAGUUGCAUCUCAGCUUCUUUCCUUUUGCAUUUAUGGAAAUUGUCAAGAUUUGGUUUUUGUGUAGAGCUCGAUAUAUAUAAAUUUAUGGGUCCUCCCUCUUGUUCUCUGUCCUUUUGUUUCCUAAAUAUGUGAAUUUUCUUUUUCAUUUUUCAUCCAUUGCCAAAUU
Messenger RNA from Ziziphus jujuba (common jujube), 1493 nucleotides. RefSeq lists its product as uncharacterized. The record is from RefSeq and is a predicted model, not a curated record. The coding region runs from base 507 to 1169 and encodes 220 amino acids. The transcript has a single exon. Lineage: Eukaryota; Viridiplantae; Streptophyta; Magnoliopsida; Rosales; Rhamnaceae.